Etheostoma spectabile (orangethroat darter) is the source of this 4725-nucleotide messenger RNA. RefSeq names its product immunoglobulin superfamily, member 8 (gene igsf8). Lineage: Eukaryota; Metazoa; Chordata; Actinopteri; Perciformes; Percidae. The record is from RefSeq and is a predicted model, not a curated record. The coding region runs from base 283 to 2187 and encodes 634 amino acids. Gene Ontology annotation, cellular component: membrane. The transcript is spliced from 9 exons.
CUCCUCCUCCUUCUCCUCCUCCACCACACACACACACACACACACACACACACAGACAAACACAAACCACGCUCCCGUACGCCAACCCCUCCGUGGCUGGGCUGGACUGAAUGCUUAUCGAGGCGGUAUAAUCUAAAAGCAAACCGGGAUGCUAUGGAGCAGACGGUGUGUUGUCGGAGAUGCGAAAGUGCAUGAAUAAGUUGGCCUCCGCGGCGGGAUGAUAGGCGAUAAACGCUCAGAGCAACACGGAGAGAGAAAUCUGAGUCAACGUAAUCCAUCUGGAUGAUGAUGGCUUCGAUGAAAACAGCAUUGCUCGUAUUUCUACACUGGGUGCUCCAGUACGCUGUGUGUCGCGAUGUAUCUGUUCCUGUUGGGACCAUCUACCGCGUUGCAGGGUUCCCCCUCUCCCUGCCCUGCACUGUAUCAGGGUUCGAAGGCUCACGUACGCAGGACUUUGAGUGGUUCCUGUACAGAGAUGAUGCUGCUGGGAGACAGAUUGGAGUGGUGUCCACCAGGGACAAGGGCUUCCCUUACGCCCCUUUCCUGGCCCGGGUGAGGAGUGGGGAGGUGAGGGUGGAGAGGGACUCAGGGGACAAAGUCCGGCUAGUGAUCCAGAGGCUCCGGGCUGAAGACCAGGGGAAGUACGAGUGCUACACACCCAGCACAGACAGCACCUACCAAGGAAACUACAGCGCCACAGUGCCUGUCAAAGUGAUCCCCGACACACUCCAGAUUAGCUAUUCCCGCGUACUUGCCGGCCAGCCUGUGCCAGAGGGGGCCGAAUUAACGCUGACAUGCUCAGCCGGCAUCCAAUCGGAGCAGCUCACCCAUCUGUCCAUUAUGUUUGGGAAGCGUAGUGAUGGAGAGGGUUUGGGAAGUGGAACAGGAGGGGAGGUCAGCACCGUUAGAGAGAUUAUCUCCAUCGACAAGCUGCUGAGGGUCAUCCCUGGACAUUUGUACAAGAAGCGGUACAGUGAUGGAGAGAUCACAUUGGAGAAGAGGAAUGGGGAGGCGGGACUGGAUAUGUACGUGAUGAAGAUGAGAGCUGUGCAGCCGGACGACAGCGGCUCGUAUUUCUGUGAAGCCUCGCAGUGGAUUCGGGACCCUGAUCGAUCGUGGCAGAAGAUAGCACAGAGGACGCUGGAUAUUGGCAACUUGACCGUUCAGCAACUAGCGGAGUCUCUGAGUAUAACAUCCUCACCCAAAGGAGGGGUGAUCCUGCAAGUUGGUUCCCCUCUUAUCCUGACCUGUGAAGUGUUGGGGCUGCCGUCUGAAGUUAACUCGGGCCUGCUGGUUCAGUGGAUGAAGAGGGGAUCAGUAAGCAGCGAUGUAACUGGGACCGGGGGAGUUGAGGUGGAGGUGGUCCGGAUGAGCCCAGACGGUGUUGUGAGUUGGGGGGACGACCUCAGCCGAGCAAGCUGGGGCUCUCUGGAGAAAGUGGCUGAGCGGAGGUACUCUCUGAAGCUGUUCGCAGCCAGGCCCUUAGACUCAGGGGUGUAUCGGUGUGUGGUCAGUGUGUAUGCUGGAAGAGCAAACCCUGGCCCUGCUACUCCUGCAACACUCACCCAGAGGUCUGAGGGAGUCACCGUGAACCUCACGAGCAGUGAUGUACUAGUUGCAGCUGUGGCUCAGCUCCCUCGAGGCCCCCUGUUAAAACGAGGCAGCACCAUCACCCUGAUCUGCAACGCCACCGUGACAACCACAGGUCCCGCCCAGACAGAGGUGCAGUGGCUGCGUUGGCCAAUCCCUGUUAUCAAGAAGAAACAGAGCCCAGCCUCUGAUGUUAUUCUCCCAGACCCCCCUGUGGAUGAAACCCCCAAGCUGGUAGCCAGCCUCAUGUACGACGGUGUUGCAAAGAUCUACACCAACGGUAGCGAGGUUAGCGUCGACCGCCUGUCAGCUAGCAGCUACAGACUGAGGGUCCACGCAGCAACAAUGGAUGACCAGGGCAUGUAUGUGUGUCGUGCCCAGGUGUGGGGUCAAGUCCCACAUGGAGGCUGGUACAACACAGGGGUCAAAGCAGAGUCAAGUCCAGUGACUGUGUACCUUUAUGCCAGAGCUGCUGACCUCCUCCUCAUCCCUUUGGUCAUUGGAGUCUCCUCUGCCUUGUUUGUGGGCAUCGUCAUCAUUGCAACGGUAACCUGUUGCUUCAUGAAGCGACUGGCAAGGCAGCGCAUCCCAAAAUAGGUGUCCACUGCCGCCGCCUGUCUGAAGUCUGAAUGUCCGCAAAGAGGUGAUGCACAGAACAUAAUGGAUGAAAAAAUGAAAAUUACUGCCAACCUGGUUUUCUGUGUUUUGACCUACCAGUUUAACAAUCAAUGCCAAAAAAUUCUGUUUUAUAUUCUCUCGUAUUUUUAUAUCUGAACCUUCUCUGAAAACACAAAUGUUAGUGAUUGCUGUAUCACGCACCAGUAGGCGUAAUAAUCUAGAUUUUUGACUCUCCCAUCCAACGACCCCUAGUGGGCAAAGACUAACACAUUGGAUCUGUUUCCACCUUAACAGUAAAAGCUUAACCCACCUUUUUAAUAAUCUCUUUGUCCCAGCCUGUCAUUCUGUUUCAAAUGAAAAAAGGGUAAAGAUACACAAGAUAUGCAAGAUCUUUGUGAUGACGUCAAAAGUAAAGAAGGUACUGCAGGUUUGUUUUGCGUCUCUCAGAUGUGAAGAAUCCUGUUCUAUAAAAACAAUACUAUAAAAUUAUUGUUUCUAUAGAAAAGCAAAGCAAACUUCCCCCUCAUAAGUCAUAAUAUGAUUGUUACAGUAUAAAAGUACCAAACAGUUUCUUAGCCUGCCAAAUGUUUUGUAUGACGCUGGGAAUGCAGAUCGUCCUACAGUACAUAGAGUAAUAGUUGUAUUUUCACACAAACAAUAUUCUGUGGUUUUAAAAAUCGUUAAUACUGUUCCAGUUGUUCCUCCCCUCAAACCGCAUGUUUUUCUUUUAUUACAUACAUGUUUAAAUGUCUGUGCAUGGUUGGGCCUCUAGCACUGCCACUGACAGUCACAUGAAUGCUAUUGCAGCAGUUCAGCCUCCAGAAAUGUAAUAUGAGCAGGGACCUUCCACCACUCUGCAUGUAAACAAAGUAUCUUUCUGUUUCCUAAUAAGGGAGCCGCUGGCUGGGGGCUUUCUGAUGCCAAGACCAAUUGAGUACCAAUUCUAAACAAAUGCAUUCCUCGCCUGUGACACUUCACGCUGAAGUGAGAUUUCUUUAUGGACUUGUAUAGAUUUGAUAAAAAGAAAUGGAAGAGAUAUCCAUUGUGCACUGAGAUAAAAUAUGUAAAUAUUGUAUGGAGUUUAGCUGUUUUAUUUUUCUUAAUGUGAGCAGGACUAUGCUGUCUUUGGCAAAGCACCUGUGUUUAACAUUCUGCAGCAGUCUGUUCUGCUCUUUUGAAGCACUUAGACACAAAUGGGACUGGGACCAAAGCCCCUUGGUACCCUUCUUUGACUUGACUUUUUUUCCAGCUAAAAAGUCACUUCUUUGCUGUACUUGAGUGAAUACUUGUGUGUUUUUUCUCUUCUCUUUUGUGCGAUUUAUGGUUUCUUUGCUCUUGUGACUGAAACAGAAAAACAUUACUGUGUAAAAGAAUCCCCUGUUUGUUACACUGAAUAACAGAAAAACUAUUGUUGUUCACACUGUUUAGGUUACUUGUCCCCAAGGUGAAAAUCUCCUAAGCAGCUCAUAUGACCGGGUAGUUUAGUCAAGUCUCACUAUCUUAGUCAUGUGGUUUAAGCCACAUAUUUCUGCAGCCAAGACUUAUUAUGACCAUAGCUCCUGCUGCUAGCCCACAGAAAUCUGUUGGACAGAUUCACUGUGUCUACACUCUUAUGAGUGAAAUCCAUCCUCCUUUUCCUGUCCAAAGUAACAUUAAAAAAAAGUUUUGUCAUGUGAGCGUGCCCACAAUGUGUGAUCACUUAAAGUUAGCUACAUGUUUGUGAAAAGGAGAAAGAAAUGAACAUUUGUUGUAUCCAGCUUUUGCCUCUCUCAUGAAAUUAUUCCAAUGAGCUAUACUUACUUACAUAAGGUAUCAGUCUGUCUUUACUGUCUGUCUCUGUGUCCUGGUGGCUUUUUGAUUUGAGAGUCCCUCUAAAUCUGCUUGUCCUCCCUAACCUGUGUGCUCUAAACCCCCGAUUAUAAAUGUUGUUCACGAACAUUAGGGAAUAAAAUCACAACUCGCUUGCUUCCUGGGCCACUUUGUUCCAGAUCAACUACUCAAAGCUGAUUUGUUCACCCCACAUACCCACCAACCACAUGAUUACACACUUGCACACAGAUGCAUGUGUACACACAGCACAGCAGUAGCAACAACAGCAGCAGCAGCACAGUGCUGGCUGGUAUUUCAGAUGAAAGUAAGUAGGUAUCUGCGUGUUCAUCUCUAAUCCCUGUUUAUGGCUGCAGCCUCUGCCCUUCCCCCUCUCUCAGUGUGUAACCGAUUUAAGUGUUGCUUGCUUUCGAUUCUUUUCAAUUUCUGUUUUCUGAACAAUACAGUCAGCUGUUAAAGUGUAAAAGCUGCUGUCUAAGUAGUGCUUAUGUUUGAGGAUAUAUUAAACCCUUUCAUGAAGGUGUUAAGUUUUGUUUGGACUGUUUACUCAUGCUUUAAUACCACUGUUCCUGAAUGCAUCUUGAUGCCAUCGAAAUAUAAAGAGGCGGGCUAAUGCUCAUCGUUUCUUAUGGUGCUUUGGCAAACCUGCCAGUUGAUGAACCAAUAAACCACUCUGUAUUAUUGAUGUCA